GGCUUGUAUUCAAGAUCCUGCAGUUUAAAUUACUAUAAUUUUGAUAGACCAGAACCUAUAUAAGGGUUGAACCGAUAACUCACUCUACAUGUAAAGGAAAGAAUGGGUCAUUACUAGGGGUAUAUGUAAUUAUCAGUUUGUAAAAAUGACAAACACACCCCUAUUCCCAGAUAAUACCCUAAAUCCUAAUUCACAGUGAAGCAAAAUUGUCCUUUUGUACGGGGUUGGCUUUGACUGGCGGCUGGCCCCUCUAGUUUCAGACUUUCAGUUCUCUAGAUCUUCAAGAAUCCGUUCAAGAAUCUGUUCAAGUCAUGAAAGAAGUUCUCUGAGCCGUUCAAGAAUACGUUGCCGCCUCGUAAGAUCUCUGAGCCGCGGAUUCUGACAGCCGGCGUAAUUUUCGUCCUUUCCAAACGAAGUCCGGGCGCCGUCUCCCUUAGAAGAAUUUGAUGCAAUAUACACGAGUUUUCACACAGAAAGUGAACCAAUGCUCUUGAAUGACAAUGACGCGAUUAUCAGUAUACUGAUUCGUCUACCCUUAAAGACGUUAAUCCAAUGCAAACUUGUAUGCAAAUGGUGGCACAAUCUCAUCUCCGAUCCUGUGUUCAUUGCCACUUACUCGCGACAAAAUCCCCAACACUAUGUUUCAGGAUUCUAUCUGCAGAAGUUCUUGUUUCUUAAACUUUAUUCGGAACUUGAGUUCUUUCCAUAUGAAGGAAACCAUGAUGUCGCAGCUAAGCCUUCCCUUUCUUUCAUUGAAGAUAAUAAUGGUGUUUGCAUUCGGGAUUCCUGCAAUGGUCUCCUACUUUGCUCGAGCUUUCGUUGUAGCAACGAAGAAGAGCGAAAGUACUACAUCUGCCAACCGACUACAAAGCAAUAUUUCUCCUUGCCCAAACCGCCAUGUGAGAAAGUCUUCGCCAUUAGCAUAGUCUGCAAUCUUAAAAGAUCACCUUAUUACCAAGUAUGCAUCUGUGAUUCCAAAACAUUGCCUAACUUCAAGUACCGCAAGGUAAAAGUAUACCAUUCGAGAACAAGGUCAUGGAGAGAUUCAGGGAAUCCUCGCAUUAUUAAAGAUGAUAUUCUAUUCGACCGCGGAAUCUACUCAAAUGGCGCAAUUCACUGGGUUGGAAAAGGAGAAAAGUCCUUACGAUUCGACAUUGAAAACGAGCUAAUGGACUGGAUACCAAUGCCUGCGAUAAGGGAUGGAUGGACGGAAAGAAGAAUUGGAUAUUUCGGGGAAUCGAGGGGAAAUUUAUAUCUAAUUGAGAACUAUGGACCCUGUAGUAGCAAGUUUGAUGUGAUGGAGAUGAAGAGGGAUUAUUCAAGCUGGACAUUGAAGUACCAGGUUGAUCUUCAGAGUGUAAUUUCUAAUCGUUUUAAUGUAUUACAAAUUGUGCAUGAAAAAGUUGGAGAGAAAUAUGAACCAUUAAUGGUACUGAAAGGUCAAGGUAACUUUAUGUUGUAUAAUAUGAGAGAAAAUAGAAUCGUGAAACUCAGUUACUCCACAUUUCCAGUAAAGGAUGUGGGUGACUCAAACGGAUUGUGGUAUAACUGGGAAGCAGUUUUUCCAUAUACCAAUUCUCUCUAUUAUAUUUGAUAAUUUUUCUUCGUUUUUA
Messenger RNA from Pistacia vera, 1613 nucleotides. Its product is annotated as F-box protein At5g07610-like. Bases 485 to 1594 code for a protein of 369 amino acids. The transcript has 2 exons. Lineage: Eukaryota; Viridiplantae; Streptophyta; Magnoliopsida; Sapindales; Anacardiaceae. Gene Ontology annotation, molecular function: protein binding. The record is from RefSeq and is a predicted model, not a curated record.